Tauraco erythrolophus (red-crested turaco) is the source of this 631-nucleotide messenger RNA. The record is from RefSeq and is a predicted model, not a curated record. Lineage: Eukaryota; Metazoa; Chordata; Aves; Musophagiformes; Musophagidae.
CAAUUUGGGUUGUGAAGAAGGAACAUCAAAAUCUCCAGCUUUCUUUUCUCUCAUGAACUUCUCCCAGAAGUCACCUGGCUUUAAUUUAUUUGAUUCUUCUGUGUUUGGGGCAGAAAAUUCAUCUGACGAGACAGAGGAAGGUUAUUCUGUGGGAAAUUUGAACCCUCUGUCCCCACAAAAAGAUAUUGGAAGCUUGUUUGGGAAAUCAGAAAGCGAGGAUGCGUUUGCCUUUCCCUUCCCCUCGGAAUCAACUUCUCAUGCAUUUGAAGAUGGAAAAGAUGACUUUAGUUUUCCAUUUGCAUUUGGACAGGAUCAGAGAUCAUCACGGUCUCCUUCUGUGAAAGGUUUUCAUUCUUCCUUACAAAAUACAAAGCCAUUUACAUUCUUUUGAAUACCUUUGACUUCCUUUUAAAUUGUUUUUCUACUUAGCCUUGACAAAUGUUUUCAUUUUCUUAAGUUAAAGCACGAAGCAUUUAAUCUCCUCCUUUCAUUUCAGCUAAGAACGUUAUUGCAAUUGCUGCAAGAACAUGUGUAUGUUCAUCAAGCACACAGACUUUGAGACACAGAUUUUAUUUUUCUCAUUUUUUUCUAAAUGUGUUGCUUUCAUAAAGUGUUAUGAUAUGCUAUUGCU